GAACAACUUUUGAACCUCGCUCAUUCACAUGCCUGUCUGUGCGUUUGCCUCCCAAGCACGAUCGCCACAACUUUUUACUACCAACAGCCCCCCGAAAAGCCACCCGUCAUAUUGCAUACCCCAGGCCAGGAGCAGCGGUAGAAGCUGCUGUAGAUCACAGAAUCUUCGGACGACAAGUUCAAUUCCUCUUCUCCCGCGCGCCGGGCGGGGGCGAAUCCCAUUAGCACAGCGUCACAACAUACAAUGGCACCGAGCGACGACGACGUCCCGCCCAGACUUCGCGGCCCUCCACCGGGAGCAACCGCGCCGCCAGAGCACAUCACAAACGGCAAGCCGCAGAUCUACGAGAUCUUCAACGCGGGACGGAGCGAGGAGCGGCGGUUCCCCUCGGGCGCGAUCACGACGAACAGCAGCGAUCAUGUCGGCAGCAACAGCAGCAGCGGCAGACCACCAGACCAGACAACGGCAACAACAGGAAAGCCACAACAGCAGCAGAACCAGCGGCCGACGUUCACCGAGGGCGUCCAGUCGAUAAAGUCGGAAGACUUCCUCAAGAUACACAAGAUGCCGUGCGCGCGGUCCGGGCUCAUGACGGGCAUCGCGGCUGGUGCAGUGGUUGGAAUGGGGAGGUUUGUCUUUGGAGCGCGGAUAGGAAAGGCGACGAACUGGGCAUUCGGGUCGUUCUUGUUGGGCAGCAUCGUGCAAUGGGAGGUCUGUCAAUAUCACGUGCGCCAGGAAAAGGCCGGCAUGGCGCGAGUCAUUGAGGUGAUGGACAGGAAACAGGCAGAAAAGAAGGCGCAGGCGCAAGAGGCCGCGGCACGGCGGCGGCGUGAAGCUGAGGAGAAGGCCAAGGAGGAAGAAGCCAAAAAGAGGUGGUAUAAAUUCUGGUGAACGCCCGCCCCCACUUCCAAUACCACUGCCGUUCCAUCAAGCAUGGAGGACUCUGGGGUUAUGUAUUAUAUUUUCUCAGCCGAGUGGCUGCUGAUCUGCUGUACAAAGUGUACCAGUGUGGAUGUGUUGAUAGUGUUCCAUCAUAGUACCAAGGUGCGCUCGCUGGCAAAUUAUCCGUGGUACCUGCCAACGGGCGAAAUGAAAGAGGG
Microdochium trichocladiopsis is the source of this 1100-nucleotide messenger RNA. RefSeq lists its product as uncharacterized. The coding region runs from base 244 to 891 and encodes 215 amino acids. Gene Ontology annotation, cellular component: mitochondrial inner membrane; mitochondrion. The transcript has 2 exons. Gene Ontology annotation, biological process: mitochondrial respiratory chain complex IV assembly. The record is from RefSeq and is a predicted model, not a curated record. NCBI's taxonomy places the organism in Eukaryota, Fungi, Ascomycota, Sordariomycetes, Xylariales, Microdochiaceae.